Molecule: messenger RNA, 1144 nt
Organism: Trematomus bernacchii (emerald rockcod)
Lineage: Eukaryota; Metazoa; Chordata; Actinopteri; Perciformes; Nototheniidae
Gene: dnali1
Product: dynein, axonemal, light intermediate chain 1
Exons: 5
Coding region: 279-1112 (277 amino acids)
Cellular component (GO): axoneme; filopodium
Molecular function (GO): dynein heavy chain binding
Source: RefSeq, a predicted model, not a curated record
AAAACGGGCGUAUAAUUCAUGUAACACCAAGUACAGUCUUUCUUCUUUCUUCUAAUUAAUGUUUGUCCUAAAUAUUAUAAACGAAGAUUGUGUUUCUGAACCAAACCGCUGAUCCCAACCGGACAAAUCAAAAUGUAACACCGAUACGCUGUUGUCAUAACAACGCAAACAAUGAGCAUUUUAUUCGGAACCACACAACGGUAUUUCUGUAAGUGAAGCUCACAGCAAGACCUUUAUGAUUUAGUGAAUAACUUUAUUAUUUUUUUAUAGUUGACAGAAUGAUUCCACCUGCCGAGUCUCUCCUGAAAUACGAGAAUGCUGUUUUGGUCAGCAAAAGCACAGACAGAAAAUCACCAAAGGGACGGCCUUUGAGAGUAAGCCCUCAGCAGCCUGCUGACUCUAGCCCUGUUCCCCAACCCCCAAAACCAAAAUCAGCCUCUGCUGAUGCCACCAAGCAGGAAAAUGAUGAGAUCCUCAAUUCCAUCCUUCCACCCAGGGAAUGGAUGGAGGGAAACGAAUUGUGGGUUCAACAAGUAUCCAGUGCACCUUGUACACGAGCAGAUGUUAUUCGCCUAGAGGAACUGCUGGACAUCAAGAUGCAGCAGAGGCAGGCCAGACAGACAGGAAUCUGCCCCGUCCGCAGGGAGCUCUUCUCCCAGUGCUUUGAUGAGCUAAUCAGACAGGUGACCAUCAAUUGUGCCGAGAGGGGUCUGCUUCUGUUGAGGGUCAGAGAUGAGAUUCAAAUGACUAUGGCCGCCUACCAGACACUGUAUGAGAGCAGCGUGGCUUUUGGAAUGAGGAAAGCACUGCAGGCUGAGGAGGGCAAGGACGACAUGGAGAGAAGAAUCUCUGAACUGGGAGAUGAGAAACAAGAGUUAAAGAAGCAAUUGAAUGAGGAGAAAGCUAAAAGCGUUUCCAUUGAAAAGAGAGAAAAUGAGAAGCGACAGGUGGAGGAAAAGAAGCACAGUGAAGAGAUUCAUUUCCUGAAGAGAACCAACCAGCAGCUCAAGGUAUGGUUUAUUAAUAAAACAAGAAAAGCACCUUCUUUAGAUUUAACACGGAUAGUAGCCGUGUUGCCUGUUUUCAGAAUUGACAUUUUUCUUUCUAUUUAGAACCAACUGGAAGGGAUCAUUACGCCAAAGAA